This is a messenger RNA of Parnassius mnemosyne (clouded apollo), 1686 nucleotides long. NCBI's taxonomy places the organism in Eukaryota, Metazoa, Arthropoda, Insecta, Lepidoptera, Papilionidae. The record is from the annotation of a GenBank genome assembly.
AUGGCCUGUGGACGACAAAAUUACGAAGAAAAUGACAUUCUUCCUGAAGAAAGGGAGUUCCAAGCGAAAUGGAGUAGAUUUACUGAGUGGCUUCACUGUAUUUGUGUAGUCACUUUUGAUCUAGAGUUAGGUCAGGCAUUGGAAAGUGUAUAUCCCCCAGGAGUUAGUUUAACGGACCAAGAAAAAUGUAAUAUAUGUUACUUGGCAUUUCCCGACUCUAAUUCGGGAUGUAUGGGAGACACACAGUUUCAUGUUCGAUUACGCUCGCGCUCACCUUUGACGCAACAACAGUUGAAUUACAAUGAAGAGAGUGUUCCGAUUUUGCGUGCGGAUUCCACACAUUAUUGGGGUUUCGUAUACUUUCGACAGGUCAAGGACCCAUCAUUACCGCGUGGAUACUUCCAGAAAAGUAUUAUAUUACUAACUCGAUUACCCUUUAUAAAUUUAUUUUACAAGGUGAUACAACUUAUUGCUCCAAAACACUUUGAAGAUGGCGAGAGCAGCUUAGAAGCUGCUUGUCAUGAUAUCAAUAGAUGGCCAGUUUUAGAUGCUGGACAAAAUGUUCUUUUGCCAGUUUUAGGUGCAGUCUUCCAGUCAUAUAUUCCUAAUCAUCAGACUGGCAAAGUAACAAGGUCCGAUAUUGCGAAACAAAUUCAUUCUACAAGUGUGCCUCAUAUACUUGUGUCUAUCCAAGAUGUUAAUGUUUUCGAUGCUCUUUCUAGCUUAAUAUCGCAUUUACAUUUAUUAUGGGAAUUGGUUUUAACUGCUGAGCCUAUAGUAGUGAUGGCUAGUUCCCCAACUGAGUGUUCAUCUUUGGUUCAAGCAUUGACAUACUUAAUCCAGCCACUGCCAUAUUCAGCAGAAUACCGACCAUACUUUACAAUUCAUGAUAGUGAAUUUAAAGAAUUUACAAGAAAAACAUUUAACCCUCCUUGUGUAAUAUUGGGUGUUACAAACCCAUUCUUUACUAAAACAUUACAACACUGGCCUCACACUAUCAAGCUAGGUGAUGCAACAUCAGUCAAAACGAAACUUAGAAAAGUUGGUAACAUUAAGCUGUUAGAUACAGCUCCAGGUGUAUAUACUCAAUACAAACCAUUUUUAGAAAAAGAUAAAUCAAUUAUAAAGAAGCUGCAUAAUGGAAUGAGAACAGAGCGUCCAUCUGAAGUACAAACAGCAAUGGUUAAGCGUCAUUUGUUAGAAUUAACACAGAGUUUUAUGAUUCCUUUGGAACGUUACAUGGCUUCUUUAAUGCCACUGCAGAAAAAUAUUUCUCCAUUCCGGGCUCCACCUGUACCUAAUCCAUUUAACCCGGAAGACUUUUUUGCUACACUUCAACAAGCAGGCCCUCAAUUAACAACAGGAAUUAAAGGAGAUUGGAAUGGGUUAUAUCGUAAUUUCUUUAGAACACCAAACUUUAGUGCUUGGUUUCAUCAGAGACAUAGUAAUUUAACCAAUAAGUUGCAUGCUUUGCAGUUAGAAGCAUUAGCUGAGAGUGAUCUUAAAAAGUGGUCGAUUGGUAAAAAAGAAGUAGAAAUUGUUGAUAUGGUGUUAAAAUUAAGGGAAGUUUUAAAAAAUGACCCUCCAGUUGCUGAUAAUACUCGAACAUUGCUGGCAAGACGUCUCGAUGAUCUGAACUGUGUGCUGCCAGAGGACAUGAAGUCUAUUUUGAAUGCAGCUUCGUGA